Musa acuminata subsp. malaccensis (wild Malaysian banana) is the source of this 1497-nucleotide messenger RNA. RefSeq lists its product as uncharacterized. Gene Ontology annotation, biological process: GPI anchor biosynthetic process. Gene Ontology annotation, molecular function: hydrolase activity, acting on ester bonds. Lineage: Eukaryota; Viridiplantae; Streptophyta; Magnoliopsida; Zingiberales; Musaceae. Gene Ontology annotation, cellular component: endoplasmic reticulum membrane. The record is from RefSeq and is a predicted model, not a curated record.
AGCAGCGUAGAGUGCGUCGACGGACGAUAAAGAGUGAUAGGAGGAGGUGGUGGGGAGGACAGCCAUUCGAAGCCUCUUGGUUCCUCCUGAGUCUCUCCGCUUCCUCCUUCGAGCAGUUCUCCGGAGACGAGAUCUUCGAUAGGAGUUCUUUUUCGUCCGAUCAUGGUGUUCUUGCUCCUCGUGUAACGAUCAUUCAGUUGAAUCGCGUGCCGGUUCGAGCUGGGAAAUGGAUCGCUGUUGGCUUCUGGUGAUUGUUUCAAUCGGAUGGAUCUUUGGAGCUAUUGAUGCCAGCGAGGGCGACGCUGAUCCGCUCUACAGAGAAUGUAUCGAACAAUGUGAAAAGAAAGGAUCUGUUGGAGCCAGCUCAAUUCAGCACUGCCAGUUUCUGUCUGACGGUGUACUUGUUGACAGUCCGUGGUAUAUGCAAGAGCCACUAUAUGUUCAGUGGAAACAGUGUAAUUGUAGGAGCGACUGUCAAUACUUUUGUAUGAUGCAACAAGAAAAAGAAAGGGAGGCACUUGGUCUCAAACCUGUUAAGUAUCAUGGUAAAUGGCCUUUUAAGCGAUCUUCUGUGCUUCAGGAGCCUGUUUCUGCUAUCCUCUCUGCAUUAACUCUUGUCGUCCAGUUUAAUGGAUGGUUGUCUUUUUUCCUUCUAGCAUAUUACAAGCUCCCCCUUAGGCCCCACAGUGGGAAGACAUACUAUGAGUUCACUUGCUUGUGGCAUAUAUAUGGGCUGUUAUCCAUGAAUGCCUGGUUCUGGGGUGCCAUAUUUCAUACUCGAGGUUUUGAUUUGACAGAGAAGCUGGAUUAUUCAUCAUCCGUGGCUUUACUUGGGUUCUCCCUCAUUCUGGCUGUACUGCGAACAUUUAAUGUGAAGAAUGAGGCUUCAAGAGUAAUGGUUGCUGCCCCCCUGUUGGCCUUUCUGACGACACAUAUCCUAUAUCUCAACUUCUAUGAACUGGACUACGGUCUUAACGUGAAAGUUUGCAUCACCAUGGGCAUUGCUCAGGUGCUCUUCUGGGCAGUCUGGGCCGGGAUAACUCAUCAUCCAUCGCGCUUCAAGAUAUGGGCGGUUGUCGUUGGUGGUGCCAUGGCUAUUCUUCUGGAGCUGUACGACUUUCCACCUUACAAGGGUUACGUCGAUUCCCAUGCACUGUGGCAUGCCACCAACAUCCCUCUUGCAUAUCUCUGGUGGAGCUUCGUCUACGAAGAUGCCAAGUUCCGGACAUCAACUAUCACGAAGAAAUCUAGGUAAGAGUUAGCAAAGAGCUUACGAAACCCAUUGCCCUUUCUUGACCGAUUGAGAUGUAAUUGUUCUUUUAAUUGUCUUUUUCUAUAUCGUUUUGUUGAUAGGUGAAGAAUGUUCUAUUUUUUUUCCCUUUGCUUUUCAGUUUUCAUUCUUCCUUCGGGUUGAUGUCCAAAAAAUUCCUUUGAGAAACUCGUGGCAUUGUACUGUACUUGGCCCUUAUUGAUGGCGACAUAUAUUCUUUUGAUGUC